This is a messenger RNA of Ilex paraguariensis (yerba mate), 265 nucleotides long. Lineage: Eukaryota; Viridiplantae; Streptophyta; Magnoliopsida; Aquifoliales; Aquifoliaceae. The record is from the annotation of a GenBank genome assembly.
AUUACUUAAUAAUGGAAGCGAGGAUGAGACUGAGAGUGUUGAGGGCCUCCAAGAUGCUUAUAAUGGGAUAUACAAUGAGUGUCUAAAACAAGGAGAGAAGUUGUUUUCAUUGCUCUUGAGGCUCAAAACGAGUGAAGACAAAAAGAAAGCACUUCAUGUGAACUUAGUUAAGUCCAAUGCUUAUAUUUGUGGGCUUGUGGAGGAGAUGAAGUCCCUCCAUGACAAGGUGAGCUUCCUUGAGAGAAAGAGCACAAUAGGCUUUUAG